AGAGCUAGUGCAAAGAAGAGGGAGGCCUGCGUCACUGUGCGGCAGGUCGAGGCUUCCAAUGGCGACAGGCUGGUGGCAUAAGUGAGUCCGCAAAGACUGUCUGAAAGAUGCAGUCUGCAGGGUAUCCUGACCAAGAGGAUCCUAGCGAGGCAACUCUUCGUAAGCUGGGCAGGCACCCACUCCUGGAAAAGGAAACCUUUGAAAAGCUACAGCGCAAUGAUGUCGUGGAGACCAGGCCGCACAUUCUUCACUUUGGCGGCUUCCAGAUCCACAAGGAGCACACUCAGUUGCUCAAACUUGUGAAUAUCUCACCUUCAUCACUGCGAGUCUCCAUUAUUGGUCCAGCCACCCAAUGGUUCAAGAUCAGGUUUGACAAGAAAGGGCUUUUGGCGCCUGGAAUGAGUGAAGACAUCAUGGUCACCUUCGAGCCACAUGAAUGGCGCUAUUACUAUGACACCAUCAAGAUAUUUUGUGGUGAGUUGUCUGAGAAUCUGAUAGUGCCAAUCCAUGCAUACCCUUCAGCCAAUGAUGUUGUCCUGCCUCGGAUGCUGGACUUUGGUUCCAUAGCAAUUGGAACGCGAGGGUCCUGGAAUUGA
Messenger RNA from Durusdinium trenchii, 596 nucleotides. The record is from the annotation of a GenBank genome assembly. NCBI's taxonomy places the organism in Eukaryota, Dinophyceae, Suessiales, Symbiodiniaceae.